This is a messenger RNA of Parasteatoda tepidariorum (common house spider), 3243 nucleotides long. RefSeq lists its product as uncharacterized. The record is from RefSeq and is a predicted model, not a curated record. Gene Ontology annotation, molecular function: protein binding. NCBI's taxonomy places the organism in Eukaryota, Metazoa, Arthropoda, Arachnida, Araneae, Theridiidae.
GUAAUUCCUAGAGUCUCCCAUCGUUCUGUGUGGGAAAACGUGUUUCCCAAUCUUCAUUCAUCUUUUGGUCGGAGUGUGUUUGCCAGAACGUGUGAAUCAUGAAUCGCAUCUAGGUGAACAUCAUCUAGCUUUGCUUCGUAGAUAGUUUAACUAAUUAAUUUGUUUUCAGUUAAUUGUAUCUAACCAUCAUGCAUCUAUUGCUGUUAUUUUCUACUUUUUUAACAUUCGGAUUAGUUUUUACCACGGAACUCUGCAAGGAGAAGGAAUGGUACGACGAUAUGACAGGUAAAUGCCGUAGGUGCGAACCUUGCAUGGAUAAGUCAUGGGAGGUAGCCCCCUGCACGGCGUUCAUGAAUACGAUGUGCGUAGAUCUUGCUGAGAUUAGUCGUUCAUUGGUAAAUAACAUUAAGGCUGGAGAGAAGGCUAUUAAUGAGGAAUUAAAAGUUGAACGUAAACAACAAUGGCAUGAAAUGGAAGGUAGCGAUGUAAACAAGCCUGCACCAGACAAUGUAAAUGAAAUUCCCGUGACCAAGAAUUUAUUCGAUGGCUCUUUUGAUCAGUGGGACAUGUUGUUUAUGACGAUAUUAUGUCUGCUGUUUUUGUUUUUUGUUGUGUUCCUCAUUAUGGGUACUGUUAGAUAUUACGGAAAUCCGCUUCAGUGGGAUCACAGUAAGGUGACUAGAGCUAGAUGGUUUUCAAGAGAUAGAUUGAACACUACCGAAUAUAUGAACAAUCUGGCUACUUUGGACAGAAGACUGACCCUGGAUGAAAUCCUGGAAAAAAAGAAACGCGCUGCCAUAUUUGAGCCGCAACUAUUGAACGAAAACCUUUACUCGGACGAGGUAUUUGUUGACAUUUCCGGCCUCCCACGCAACUUAAGAAACAGUCACGAUUAUGAAGAAAUUGAUCACAAGAAGUGCUUAUUGGAGAUGCAAGAUCGUCAGUAGGACACAAUUCUGCCUUCCAUUCAUAUAUACCUGUAAUAAUUUAUGGACUUCUAUUUUUUUUGAGGAAAAAAAACAAACAAACUUAUAACUCUUAAUAAACAUAACAAAGAGUGAACAGAAAAAGUAUAAGUAAUCUCCGUAAUGCAUUUAAUGCGAAAAACAUAGCUCUGCAACUAUUUAUUUUUAAAUAAAUUUAAAAAAAAUCUUAUUGAAACCAAGUGAAUGUUGAAAUGGAAUAUUUAAUGGAAUGUUUUACAAAUUUAAUUGCACACGACAAAUUUUCUUUGCACAAAGAGUAAAAGUGAGAUUAAAAUAGUAGGCGCCAAGUGUGUGUAGCUUCAAAUUAUGUGGAAUGGUUUUGAUAUUUUUUUAAUUUAAUACAAGAACUAUGUCUAUUUUCGUGGAAAAAUUAUUACAUAAAUCAGUUAAAAUAAGCAAACUCGCAAAUUUAAAGAGUAGAUAAAAUAACCCUUUUCUCAAAGCAAUUAUUUUAACUUUAGUUUUUAUGGAAACAUAUUUAAAAAAAAAAAAUGAAAAUUCAUUUAAUGGCAUUUAUAAAUUUUAUCAUUAUUAGUUUUUGCCUCAACUGAAUAAAGCUGUAUUUUUUUCUUUACUAGUAUUAAAAAAAUAUAGGACAACUGUAUAUAUUUUUUUAAAAAGAAAUGUAAAAUUAGCUUUAAAAUUUUGCACAAUUUAAAAUAAGGCUCAACUUAGGGAGUGGUAAAAUAAGCGACGGCUUAGAUUCAUAAAUUUGGAGUCUCAAAAAAUCAGUUUAAUUCAAGACUUCAUUUAAGUUGAUUUAAUUUUAAAAUUGCAACUAUUAUUAAUGUAUUUAAAAUGUCUAUAACAUAAAAAGAAUUUUAAAUUGAGCAAAACUUCAAAGAUAAUUUUGACAUGUUUAGACAAUCUGUAGGUUGGGUUGCCCCAUAAUUUAACUUUAAGUAUCAGCUUUAAAUAACAGCACUAAAUAAAAUUCAUUACUAGGGGCCAAAAUAAAUUUGCAGAUUGAGGAUUUAGUUGGAGUUGGUCACAGCAUCACCUGCGAUAAAUUAACGUUCGGCUGAACAUUAAGGAAGGCCUAUUCUAACACAGAAAAAAGUUGGCAGCUUUUUUUGGUAUUCUAUUUUUCUCUUGGGAAGGCAUGAAUAAUCUCAGUAUCCUCUUAAUGCCAUCAACUCUACAAUUUUAAAUACAAAACGACUAGAAAAAAUUCAAAUAUUAUUUUAGAAUAAUAUAAAACUACCACUUUAUAAUGGUUGAUGUGUACCUAAAAGGUUUAGAUAAAGUUUAAUAUUUACUAAAAAUUUUCCAUUAAAAAUGCUGAUUACUAAACUAAAAGUGAGAAAAGUAAUAAUAUUUUUGAAAACUUUUGUAAGAUAAACGCAUUUAUGUAAAUGAACAUCUGAAAUUUCAAUUUUCUGAAUAAUGUAGAUAAAAUGAUUUAUAGGUUAUCGUCUUUGCACUUUUUAAGCUAAAACUAAUGCAUUUACAAAGUUGCAAACGACAAGAUUUUCCAAAACCUAUAUUGUUUUGAUUACAAACUUUAAAAAAAAACUACUUAAUAAGUCCAAUAUAUGGUUUUAUGGUGAACUUUUUUACAUUGUGUAGGAUCCUUUUUAGUACUGUCUUGAAAACUAUUAAUUUUAAUCCAUAUUUUUCUGCAUUUUUUUAAGAAAUUUUUUUUGUUUGGAUAUUUAUAAACUUCGAAAAUUCUUAUCUUUAUGCAAAAAAAUAUAUUGAAAUUUAUUUUUAAAUGUUUAAUUAUGCAUUUUAACAUUAUAAAAAAAUAUUUCCAUCAUUAUAAUUUUCCGAGGUAAAAUAGCUCCCGGGCUAUUGAAAAGCUUCACUACAGGUUUGCAUCUUUGUGCCUGUUACUAUGUAAAAAAUUAAUAAAUCACUUUAUGUGUCUUAUUUUUGUAUAAAUUUUUUUGAUAUUUUUUUAAUCCAAAUCUUGCAACUGGCAAGAAAUUGUACUAUUGAUAUCAAAAAUUAACACAAAAUGAAAUACUACUAAGUAAACUAAAUUAGCCUGCUCUAACUAAAUUAGUAAUAGUGAUAAUUUUUUUGAUUGAUUUGUUAAAAUUUAGAUUCCUAUUUGUGUUUUAUGAACAUAUCAUUCAGUGAUGAAAUUUUAAGUUAAGAUAAAAAAAUGUAAACUUAAAUUUAGAUAGUAAAUGUUUCUGAAUGAAAAAUGUUCGUUUUCUGUGAUUUGUUUAAAUGUUUGCCAUCUAUUUUUUAAUUUUAUGUAAUAUUUGUUCCUUUUUUUUAUAAAAGUUUUGUAAAUUAUGAUUCUGAA